This is a messenger RNA of Cavia porcellus (domestic guinea pig), 2674 nucleotides long. It is a transcript of the gene Cpox, whose product is annotated as coproporphyrinogen oxidase. Lineage: Eukaryota; Metazoa; Chordata; Mammalia; Rodentia; Caviidae. The coding region runs from base 248 to 1558 and encodes 436 amino acids. Gene Ontology annotation, cellular component: cytoplasm. The record is from RefSeq and is a predicted model, not a curated record. Gene Ontology annotation, molecular function: coproporphyrinogen oxidase activity. The transcript is spliced from 7 exons.
UCUGUUUACCCCUCCCACCAGCCUUUCUGGGCGUGGUGGAUUCUUAUCCCAAAGUGCAGGCGCCCUCUGCGGAAACCAGGGGCUGUAGGACCGGACUACAACUCCCAGCGAUCUCAGCGCUCGCCCGCCGCCCCGGCGCAAACCCGCCGUCGCUCUCCUUCAGGACAGGUUUCUUUUCAGGCGUAGGGCGGUUGCCCCGGAACCUUAGCGCGCUUCAAGACUUCUCUCAGGCCCGCGGCACGAAACCAUGGCCUUGUACCUGGGCAGGCUGAGUUCAGGCCCCUGGUGCCGCGCGGCCCGGGUGGGCUGCGGAGAGCUGCGCUCCUCCUGGUCAGGGCGCUGCGCGGCUGGCACGGCCGGUUCCGUGCACUGCCGCGGACUAUGGAACGGACCCGCGGCGAGAGGCGGCGCCCGGCUGGGCACUGGGCUGGCCGCGGCGCUGGCGGGGUUAGCAGGGUUGGCAGCCGCCGCCUUCGGGCACGUGCAGCGCGCAGAGAUGGUGCCUAAGAGCUCGGUGGCGCGGGGCCCCUCGGCGGCCCAGGAGGAGGCAGAGGACGAGCUGAGCCGGCGCUGCAGCUGCUUCAUGGCCCCGCCUGUGACUGACCUGAGCGAGUUGCGGAGGAGGCCGGGCGACAUCAAGACCAAGAUGGAGCUACUGAUCCUGGAGACCCAGGCCCAGGUGUGCCAGGCGCUGGCGCAGGUAGACGGGGGCGCUAGCUUCUCUGUGGACCGAUGGGAGAGGAAGGAAGGAGGUGGUGGCAUCAGCUGUGUACUUCAGGAUGGUCGUGUUUUUGAAAAGGCUGGAGUGAGCAUUUCUGUUGUUCAUGGGAAUCUUUCUGAAGAAGCAGCAAAACAGAUGAGAAGCAGAGGAAAAGUUCUGAAGACUAAAGAUGGUAAAUUACCAUUUUCUGCUAUGGGUGUGAGCUCUGUUAUCCAUCCUAAGAAUCCUCAUGCUCCCACUAUCCAUUUUAACUACAGAUAUUUUGAAGUGGAAGAAGCAGAUGGUAACAAACAGUGGUGGUUUGGUGGUGGAUGUGACCUCACACCAACGUACUUGAAUCACGAAGAUGCUGUCCAUUUUCACCGAACUCUAAAGGAGGCUUGUGACCAGCAUGGUCCAGAUCUCUACCCCAAAUUUAAAAAAUGGUGUGAUGACUACUUUUUUAUAACCCAUCGUGGGGAGCGGAGAGGCAUCGGUGGUAUCUUUUUUGAUGACCUUGACUCACCAUCCAAGGAGGAGGUGUUCCGUUUUGUGGAGAGCUGUGCCCAGGCUGUGGUUCCUUCUUACAUUCCCCUUGUGAAAAAGCACUGUGAGGAUUCAUUCACACCCCAAGAGAAGCUGUGGCAACAGCUCAGACGAGGACGAUAUGUAGAAUUUAAUCUGCUGUAUGAUCGAGGAACAAAGUUUGGCCUCUUCACUCCAGGAUCCAGGAUUGAAAGCAUCUUGAUGUCUUUACCUCUGACUGCCAGAUGGGAAUACAUGCAUUCACCCUCGGAGAAUUCUAAAGAAGCUGAAAUUCUGGAAGUUCUGCGCCAUCCCAGAGACUGGGUGCAUUGAUGCAGGCCGAGCAGCUGUGUGGGGUUUGGAGGUCACAAGUCUGUGCCCCGCUCCACUGGCUGGCCACUGUUGCCACUGUGUGGCACUUAGUUCCCUGCGCCUUAGCUCUCUGGUUUUGUCCUCUGGCCCCCUGUGGACCUCUUGUCCUCUGGUAAGAUGGAUGCUGUCAGUGAUGUGUGGUGGGAUGGCAGAAUGUCAGAGUCAAUUAGUGUAAAACACACACUUUUAGAAUCAUUUCAUAUGACUAGUUUACUGAAUUUGACAUUGAGUUUCCAAGUAAUUAACAUACUAUGUACUUGAAAACUCUUCAUCUUGUUUUUGUAUUUUAUUCUUUAAAAUUUUUCGUUUCUCCCACAGAAAUCUGUCAUGAGAUAUAUUUUAUCUUUAUUAAUGCAGUGAAGUUGAGACUUCUUGGCAAUUAUACAAAGCAAUUUGAAGGCAGAAUUUGUUCUUUGUCAUUGUUAAUGUCUCUGAUAUAAUCAUUUUUCUUCAGAGGCCUUAAUACUGUAAAACAUGAAUUUGUAUAAUGAUAGACAUUUGGAACCAGUUAAAAUUUAUCUGCAUAUGUUACAAUUCAGUCAUUACUUACAGAUUUUGACUCUAAUGUGACACUACUGUCAUUUAAAAAAGGAACACCUAAGUUGUAAUUUUGAUUUUUGUGGAUAAAUUCAUUAAUGUUGGAAUUCUCAGUACUUUUGAAACUGAAAGCUUGUGUUCCUGGAUUCUCAUACUUUAGUUUUCUGUUCCAGAUAUUUCUACAUGAAACUUUUGACUAAGAAUAAUCCUAGAAUGUGAAUUUUCCUUAGGAAAUGCUUUUUACUUGGAAAAUAAAAUGAGAAAUUCAAAUUAGCAAUUCUGUAACUUCUUUAUUCUUAAGAGAAAAACAGAAUUCUUAAUAUAUGACUUGUUUAUUCAUAUAAUAAUGUGAACAUAUUAUUUUACUUGAUUAUGAUUUAUCAAAGUUUGUAAGAAAGCAUGUACACAUAUUUUUAAACAUUACCCUGAAUAUGUUGGACAUGUAUGAUUAUAUGUGGCUCUUUUAAGUACUAGAAAAAAUAAAUGAAUUCUUCAACUGUUUAUAGCAGAUCCACUAAUAAAUUUUAUUGUGAAAAAUAA